Molecule: messenger RNA, 1606 nt
Organism: Thlaspi arvense
Lineage: Eukaryota; Viridiplantae; Streptophyta; Magnoliopsida; Brassicales; Brassicaceae
Source: the annotation of a GenBank genome assembly
GUGCGAUAUUGAUGUUUAUGCAGUGUCCAUCAAAUUUUUUGGCUGCUUAUACGCUGCGUUCGUUGUGGAAAGAGAGCAGCCAGGCAUGGCGAUGUUAAUGGCAUCUCGUCGCGCCUCUGUCGGGUCGACGACGUCGUUUAUGGUUGAGUUGCUGGGAUAUGGUUCUUGCUGGAGGUCGUUUUCGACGUCCUUCAGGGAGGAACGAGACACAUUUGGCCCGAUUCAAGUUCCCUCUGACAAAUUGUGGGGAGCUCAAACUCAAAGAUCAUUGCAGAAUUUUGAGAUCGGUGGUGACCGUGAGCGAAUGCCUGAGCCAAUUAUCCGUGCUUUUGGUGUCCUUAAAAAAUGUGCUGCCAAGGUCAACAUGGAGUAUGGUCUUGAUCCAUCUAUAGGGAAAGCCAUAAUGCAAGCAGCCCAAGAGGUGGCUGAAGGAAAGCUUAAUGACCAUUUCCCUCUGGUGGUAUGGCAAACCGGCAGUGGGACUCAAAGCAACAUGAAUGCCAAUGAGGUAAUAGCAAAUAGAGCAGCUGAAAUUCUUGGCCGUAAGAGAGGUGAAAAAUUCGUGCAUCCAAAUGACCAUGUGAACAGAUCACAAUCUUCUAAUGACACAUUUCCAACAGUCAUGCAUAUUGCUGCUGCAACGGAAGUAAAUUCAAGAUUAUUACCGAACUUGAAGAACUUACAAACCACACUCCAUUCUAAGGGAUGUCUUGUUAGGUUAGGACAGAAAAUACCUGUGGUGCCAUGGAAGUCAGUUGAAUUCAAAGAUAUUAUUAAAAUUGGACGCACUCACACUCAAGAUGCAACACCUUUGACUCUUGGGCAAGAGUUCAGUGGCUACACCACGCAAGUGAAAUAUGGAAUUGAUCGAAUCUUGAGCACCCUUCCACGCAUGUAUCAGGUGUCAUUUGAGCAGCUUGCACAGGGUGGCACUGCUGUGGGGACUGGACUGAACACUAAGAAAGGGUUUGAUGUAAAGAUUGCUGCAGCAGUAGCUGAGGAAACAAGAUUACCAUUUAUUACAGCAGAAAACAAAUUUGAGGCACUGGCUGCACAUGAUGCUUUUGUUGAAACCAGUGGAGCUCUAAACACUAUUGCUGCUUCCCUUAUGAAGAUUGCAAAUGAUAUACGCUUGCUAGGAAGCGGUCCACGUUGCGGCCUUGGUGAACUUAUUCUUCCUGAAAAUGAACCUGGCAGCAGUAUCAUGCCUGGGAAAGUCAACCCAACUCAGUGUGAAGCCCUUACAAUGGUUUGUGCUCAGGUUAUGGGAAACCAUGUUGCUGUUACUGUGGGUGGAUCAAAUGGUCAUUUUGAGCUUAAUGUUUUCAAGCCUAUGAUUGCUGCUGCUCUUCUACAUUCAGUGAGAUUAAUAGGGGAUGCAUCUGCAUCUUUUGAAAAGAAUUGUGCAAGGGGAAUCCAGGCCAAUAGGGAGCGGAUUUCAAAAUUACUGCAUGAGAAAAUUGGCUAUGACAAUGCUGCUGCAGUUGCCAAAAAGGCUCACAAGGAGGGAAGCACUCUGAAGGAAGCUGCUCUAAAACUAGGAGUACUCACCAGUGAAGAGUUCAACCAACUUGUAGUGCCAGAGAAGAUGAUUGGUCCCUCGGAC